Messenger RNA from Wyeomyia smithii (pitcher-plant mosquito), 2298 nucleotides. It is a transcript of the gene Pgi, whose product is annotated as glucose-6-phosphate isomerase. Gene Ontology annotation, molecular function: monosaccharide binding; glucose-6-phosphate isomerase activity; carbohydrate derivative binding. Bases 378 to 2051 code for a protein of 557 amino acids. Gene Ontology annotation, biological process: glucose 6-phosphate metabolic process; gluconeogenesis; glycolytic process. The transcript has 4 exons. The record is from RefSeq and is a predicted model, not a curated record. Gene Ontology annotation, cellular component: cytosol. NCBI's taxonomy places the organism in Eukaryota, Metazoa, Arthropoda, Insecta, Diptera, Culicidae.
UUCUCUCUUCUCGCGAGCGCCGCUGCUGUGCCGUUUUACCAGUGAUAUUCAUUUGACAUUGAGAAACCUAGGUACCUACUAAGCAAGCAAAAAUUGCCUCGCACGAAGGUGCUUCAUUCCAUCGCGUUUCUGGAUACUCUAGUGCUGCUAGUCCUUAAUCUUGUGCCAACUCGGAACGGAAUCCUUGUGCCAACCAGUCAGUCGUUGGACAGCGCUUCAAGGAUUCGUACUCUACCGGCUUUCCAUUUUUCGCUUAGUAAAACUGUGUUCGGUGUCGCUGAUUGUAGUGCUAACAAGUGCUGAUAAUUACUGCUUGUCUGUUCCACUCAACGUUCUACUUACGUUCUACUCAAACAGUCGUGGUUUAGUGCAUCGAGAUGUCCAGUAAGGUGCUCUUAUCCAAGGAUCCUAUCUACCAACAGAUCCAGGAAUAUUACAAGAAGCAUGGCGCUUCCAUUAAUAUCAAAAAAAUGUUUCAAGAAGAUGACAUUCGCUUCGAUAAGUUCAGUUUGAAACUAUCGACUCCGGCCGAUGGAGAAAUUCUGCUGGACUACUCCAAGAACCGUAUCACCGAUGAUGCUUGGAACAUGUUGCUGGAGCUGGCGGAGUCACGUGACGUGGUCAAAACCCGUGACGAUAUGUUCAGUGGUGAACGAAUUAACAUUACUGAGAACCGUGCGGUGCUACAUAUUGCACUGCGAAAUCGGUCAAAUCAACCGAUCUAUGUUGAUGGUAAGGAUGUAAUGCCCGAGGUGAAUGCCGUACUGGCGCACAUGAAGGAGUUUACCGAGCAAGUACUUAAUGGUGUUUGGCGCGGUUAUACUAACAGGAAAAUUAGCGAUGUUGUCAACAUCGGUAUUGGUGGUUCGGAUCUAGGUCCGUUGAUGGUGUCGGAAGCUCUGAAGGCGUACAACACCGGCAUUCGUUCCCACUUUGUGUCGAACGUUGAUGGUACGCAUAUAGCGGAAACGUUGAAGAAGCUUGACCCAGAAACCACACUGUUUAUCAUCGCAUCGAAGACCUUUACUACACAGGAAACCAUCACCAAUGCGACCGCCGCCAAGAGAUGGUUCUUAGAACGUUGCAGUGAGAAGGAAAACGUCGCCAAGCACUUUGUCGCUUUGUCCACCAACAAAGAAAAAGUCGCGGCUUUCGGCAUUGAUACCAAGAACAUGUUCGAAUUCUGGGACUGGGUUGGGGGCCGCUACUCUCUGUGGUCUGCCAUUGGUCUCUCUAUCUCGUUGGCGAUCGGUUUCGAUAACUUUGAGAAUCUAUUGGAAGGUGCUCAUUACAUGGAUCAACACUUUUUGUCGGCUCCACUGAACGAAAAUGCUCCGGUUAUACUGGCGCUAAUGGGUAUCUGGUAUUCAAACUUUUACGGUGCCGAGACGCACGCUCUGCUGCCGUACGACCAGUAUUUGCACCGAUUUGCUGCCUACUUCCAGCAGGGCGACAUGGAGAGCAACGGCAAGGGUGUCACCAAGGCCGGUGAACGGGUCAACUUCAACACCGGUCCGAUUGUGUGGGGCGAACCGGGAACUAACGGGCAGCAUGCAUUUUACCAACUGAUUCAUCAGGGCACUCGUCUUAUUCCGUGCGACUUCAUCGCUCCGGUCAUCACCCACAAUCCGGUAGAGGACGGUGCGAUGCACAAGAUAUUGCUCGCUAAUUAUCUGGCCCAAACGGAAGCCCUAAUGAUGGGCAAAACCGAAGACCAGGCCCGUGCCGAACUGGAAAAGGCUGGAAUGUCCGGCGAGAAGCUCGAAAAACUCCUACCGCACAAGGUUUUCACCGGCAAUCGUCCGACCAAUUCGAUCCUGGUGAAGAAAGUUACCCCGUUCAUCCUGGGUGCCCUCAUUGCCAUGUACGAGCACAAGAUCUUCACCCAGGGUGUCAUCUGGGAUGUGAACUCCUUCGAUCAGUGGGGCGUCGAGCUGGGCAAAGCGUUGGCCAAAGCGAUCGAAGUGGACUUAGCGGACAGCAACUUAACUACCUCGCAUGAUUCAUCCACCAACGGACUUAUCAAUUUUAUCAAAAUCUACUGGGAGUAGAAUGCUUUUUGUUGCUUGUUGUCACAUGGUUUUCGAAUAAUAAAAGUAGUUUUUUUUUGUUUUUGCGUAACACUUAAAGUAUGUCUACAUAUUGCAUGGUAGAACUGUUUUGUUUGGGUUUUCUGCGAAAAUGACGGCGCUAAGAUUUGUAGUAAUCUCAAAAUUUGUGACCUGCACACCUGCUAAUCGUGCAAUUAUUCACAGGCAAAAUUAUCGCUUGAAAAAUAAAUACAAUACACAUGUUAAA